AUGGCGGCUUCUUUCCAUAUCCCAAACCUUCAAGGUCCUCUUCUUAACAAAUCCCACUUUCUUGGCCAACCCAAUUUCUCCAGAUUCAUUCAUAAAUCAAUCUUCACAAUUCCAAAACAACCCUCAUCUUUCAAAUCUACUCCCACAGCAAAAUUCAACCUCUAUGAGAUAUUGGGAGGUAGAGGCCUCUGCAAUGGAGAAGAAGGCCUCGAGAAAGAACUGAAAAAAUCUCUCGCCAACCCAGAGAAGGCGGCAACGCCAGUGGACACCCCUCAAGAGCAAGAAAAGCCACCACCGGCAUCAUCAGAAGAUGGAUUUGAAAAGGAGUUACUAGGCUUAACUGGUGGAUUUCCAGGCGGCGAAAAGGGACUCAUGAAGUUCAUUGAACAAAAUCCACCACUUAAGAAGGGAGAAUCAGCCAUUGCUGAGUUUACUCCAAGCUCUGUAAAGAAGCCAAAAGCACCUGAAUUGCCACUGUUAUUACCUGGAAUGAUAGCCAUUGUCAAGAACCCUAGUAACCCCUUUUAUAUGUACUGUGGUAUUGUCCAAAGAAUUACUGAUGGCAAGGCUGGGGUUCUGUUUGAAGGUGGGAAUUGGGAUAGACUCGUUACUUUCCGGCUUGACGAACUCGAGCGUCGCGGAAAGGGGCCGCCAAUGGUGAACCCAAGAUCUGCAAUCCUUGAGAGCAUGUGUCCUUUUGGGCUGGUCGGAAGCCUUUCCUCCCACGGUCAUGCUGAGAAGAAUGUUCGAGAAGCAUCCCCUGCUGCAGAUGUUUCUUGA
This is a messenger RNA of Fraxinus pennsylvanica, 780 nucleotides long. The record is from the annotation of a GenBank genome assembly. Lineage: Eukaryota; Viridiplantae; Streptophyta; Magnoliopsida; Lamiales; Oleaceae.